AUGCUCGAGGGACUCCAUGAGCUCCACAAGCACGGGAUACUUGUCCUGGACCUAUCUGAUCGCCAGUAUGUCAACGGCACGCUGAUCGACUUGAGCAUGGCGUCCACUGUCCCUCACCCCUUUGGUCCAGACCCAGAUCCAUUGGGCUUGGGAAAAUGUUGGCAGCCACGCUGGACGUUCCAGAGCUUGGCCGCUUGGGAUUUUUAUUGCUUCCAAGAAUAUGUCAUCGAGGCUUGGAAAAUGGGCCAGGCCGAGUUCCUUGAUGCCAAGCCUGGAACUAAAGGCCUGAGAAAGACUUGCUGGCUCCAAGCCUACCGUCUCCCCAAAGCAACAAAGGAUCUCCGACCUCGCGACACAUGGCGUCCGAACGAGGAGCAAAGGUCAUAUCUACCCAUGCUGAGUAAUCAAUAUAAAAAGCUUGAUAUGACACAAGCAUCCCGACAUGACCUGCUUGACUUUGCCAAACAUACUCCGGUGGCCAAUAAUGUCAAGAAGCGGGAGACACUUAGAGCAACAGGCCAAGGUGUCAAGAAAAGCAUGGCAAAAGGGAAGCAGGUGAAGGGUAAGAAAGUCGACAAGUCAAAGGCUCCAGGCUCCCGAGCUUAUGGUCUUCGUAGCAAGACACUGAAGAAGUGA
Molecule: messenger RNA, 636 nt
Organism: Fusarium odoratissimum NRRL 54006
Lineage: Eukaryota; Fungi; Ascomycota; Sordariomycetes; Hypocreales; Nectriaceae
Exons: 1
Coding region: 1-636 (211 amino acids)
Source: RefSeq, a predicted model, not a curated record